GGGUCUCCUCCUGGAGGGCCGUUUCUUGCCCCGCGGGUCCCAGACGGGGAUUCUGGGAGGUGGGAGACAGUUGUAGCCGAGUGGCCCUUGUUCUGUGCGAACGCGGGCGCGCCUCGAACUCCCGGGCCUGGCCAGGCUGGGCGCCGGGCUCCGCUCCUCCCGCGUCCCUGGACCGUGGAGGUUCGCCGGCACUGGCGGCGGGAGAAACUUAACCCGGCCGGGAAGUCAUUCCUGCGUCCGACAGGGUCUCUCGAUGCGGAGCCGAAUAACUUUGUGUUUUUGCGUUCAGCCUGUCUCUUGCGGCUCGUGGCGCGCGGGGAGGUUUCGGUGUACCUGCGGAGGGCGUACCUGUGCGUGAGGAGGAGAAAGGGCAAGAUCCAGCCUGAGUGACCCGCGUGCCAGCCUCUCCGUGUAAGGAGAGACCAGACAAGAUUAACACCUGUGAAAAGAUAACUGAUGAUACGGGUAGUCUUGGGCUGACCGCCAGUGAGAGGCAGAGCCAGCUUGAUCUCCGAGUGGUCUGUGGACUGUCUCCCUGACUUCAGGCGCAAAGAGACAAACCAGGCGGCCCCUGGGUGGGGUGAAGCUCCGCCGUCUCUCCUCUGGCCCCUGCCGUCAGCGUGGGCCACCGACUGCAAGAUGAACUGCCGAUCGGAGGUGCUGGAGGUGUCGGUCGAGGGGCGGCAGGUGGAGGAGGCUGUGCUGGCCGUGCUGCACACGGUGCUCCUGCACCGCAGCACCGGCAAGUUCCACUACAAGAAGGAGGGCACCUACUCCAUCGGCACCGUGGGCACCCAGGAUGUGGACUGCGACUUCAUCGACUUCACCUACGUGCGUGUCUCCUCAGAGGAGCUGGACCGCGCUCUGCGCAAGGUCGUCGGGGAAUUCAGGGAUGCUCUGCGCAACUCCGGGGGCGACGGGCUGGGGCAGAUGUCCCUGGAGUUCUACCAGAAGAAGAAGUCUCGCUGGCCGUUCUCCGACGAGUGCAUCCCCUGGGAAGUGUGGACGGUCAAGGUGCACGUGGUGGCCCUGGCCACGGAGCAGGAGCGGCAGAUCUGCCGAGAGAAGGUGGGGGAGAAGCUCUGCGAGAAGGUCAUCAACAUCGUGGAGGUGAUGAACCGGCACGAGUACCUGCCCAAGAUGCCCACGCAGUCAGAGGUGGACAACGUGUUUGACACGGGCUUGCGGGACGUGCAGCCCUACCUCUAUAAGAUUUCCUUCCAGAUCACUGAUGCCCUGGGCUCCUCCGUCACCACCACCAUGCGCAGGCUCAUCAAAGACACCCUGGCCCUCUAGGUCUCUCCAGGGCCUCGGUGCUCCUUGAUGGCUUAUGGACCUUGGCUUCUGGAGAUCAUACUGUUAGGCCCUUGGGGCUCUGGAACCCGCUCCGGGUCCUCGAUGAGACUUGGAGGGGCCUCCCUGGCUUCCUCAUAGUGUGGUUGCCAGUCCUUGGUCGUCCUUGUCACCUUCACUGACGGUCAAGUCUGGCCUGCACUGUCUCUCCAUACUCCUGGUUUCGGGGGGCGGGGUUCCCCUUUCCUGCACUGUACAGAGCAGCCAUCACUAGGAUGGUGAAUAAAGCUGAGAAUGUGAGU
Messenger RNA from Budorcas taxicolor (takin), 1595 nucleotides. It is a transcript of the gene ATG101, whose product is annotated as autophagy related 101. The coding region runs from base 640 to 1296 and encodes 218 amino acids. The record is from RefSeq and is a predicted model, not a curated record. Gene Ontology annotation, cellular component: phagophore assembly site. Lineage: Eukaryota; Metazoa; Chordata; Mammalia; Artiodactyla; Bovidae. The transcript is spliced from 4 exons. Gene Ontology annotation, biological process: autophagy; autophagosome assembly.